Molecule: messenger RNA, 1875 nt
Organism: Saprolegnia parasitica CBS 223.65
Lineage: Eukaryota; Oomycota; Saprolegniomycetes; Saprolegniales; Saprolegniaceae
Exons: 1
Coding region: 1-1875 (624 amino acids)
Source: RefSeq, a predicted model, not a curated record
AUGGCAAGCGGAUCGGAGAAGACGCAGGUCCUCGAGAAGAGCGCCAAGGUUCAAUCGAGCGAAGUGCUGCGGCGUCUGUGCCUCAACCUCUCCGAGUUUCUCCUCGUCGCGAUCUUUGUCUCGUGCGUCGCGCUUCUUUACUCGACAGGACUCUGGACGCGACAGGUGACGCGCGUAUCGCUGCCAUCGAACGACUGGUCUCUCGUCGAUGCCAACUGCAGUCUAUCGUCCGCGGGGUUUUCGUCCCAAACGUGCGUCAACACUCGCCGCUUGACGACGACUAGUGACGCCAUUGGCCGUGCGCUUGCGGCAGCGGUGCUUUCAUCCCACGCCUCCUCUCUGCAAGUGACAACGUGUGCGGCGGGCACAAACUUUGGAUAUGGCACAAUUGUGUUUUUGAUGACGCCGUUGUCGUCACACAUUGACUGCACUGCCCAACCCGACGCCAACCUUGUUCACGGCAUGGCCGUCCUCGAGACGGCAUUCAACAAUACGACACCCGUCUUCCUCCUCUCUACGUACUUGGACACGGUGGCGCCAACGACCGAGGUACGUAUCGACACGUCGGGCGACACGACCGUGGUCGCUUCCAAGGUCAUCACGACGCUCGUGGCCGAGGACGGGUUACUAUCGACGCCAGCCACUCGCAAUCACAGCACGUGGUCAUUUGCGUCUGCGCCACUUGGCGCGCGCUACCGCUUCACAUUUGCGUGCGUCACGGAGUUCGUGCUCUGUCCAGCGGCGAGCGACCGCUGUACGGGGCGGGCGUCCAAGCAAUCGGUGCAGGUCGCGCAGACCUGCACGCACGAGAUGACGAACGCGCUUGAGAUAUCGAUUGCACAAGCCGUGCUUAUUCCGCUGACUUUGCACUUGGUGAACGGCGACUUUUUGACGACGCUCAUUGGUCUCCAAGGCGCGCUGCGUCGCCAGCCAGUGCUCACAUUCGACUUUCUCUCGGGGCUCGAGCGGCGAAAGAUCGCGUUCGUACUCCUCCUCCUCGUGCGCCUUCCAGCGCUGGGCUACGUCGAAGUCACGCGUCUGUACCUUGCCACGCCGUUGGGCAGAGCCAUGCACUGGGUCGCGGUCGUCAUGGUGAGCGGUCUCUUCGUGCUCGUCUUUUGCAACACCGUGCUCUUGGUGCAGCGGCUACCGCCUCUUCCGCGCUGCAAGGACCGAGCCAUUCGGGUCAACGCUCCAGGAUUGCUCCUCGGCACGAUGACCCUGGGCACUGUCGUUGCGUGCGGACUCGUUUCGCCCACCGAGGUGCUCUACGAUCCGAUAUUUCAACGCUCGGCGGCGCUGCCUCUACGGCUUCCAUCGACGAACCGGACCUUGGUGACCGGCGCCUACCUCUCGGCGUCGGUCCCCAGCGCAAUCGAGCGCUUGCUCCCAACGAUUCUCGGCGCGUUUGGGUUCUCGCUGCUCUGUAGCGUGCUCGGGCCGAUCGUUCUCCACCGGCAGUGGGUACUCAAUAUGGACUUUUUCCAGCGCAAUCCGUUUUUAGCGACCGAGUUUGUGCCGCAGUACGUCACGUUUUUGCCCGCGUACGAGCACGACUGCAUCAAGUACGGCAACAAGAUCUUUGUCAAGCCCAGCAUGCUGGCGCUCCUCGGGUACGCAAUGCUACGAGAAAAAGUCCCGGACUCCCACCACGUUGUCGUCGUGCAGCCGGCCCACCAAAAACCGACGCCGGCCCCGGUGGCCGUGGCCCUUGUCAGUAUCUACGACUUGGUCGCAUCCAUCUUGCCGCACGCGCUGCAUGCACCGCGCAUUCGGGGGUGGGUCCUCAACUACCAGUUCAAAGCCGCCCCCGCCGGCACGACCUUGACAAAACAUGCCACGUAUCGACCCACCAAAGGCAUGUGUAUUGGGUAA